UCCUCCAACACUCUCUCUCUGUCUCCAUCUCUUUACUGAAGAUGACUGCAGGGUUGUGUAUGUGUGUUCUGCUGGUGGUCCUGUGCACUAGCUGUUCAGGACGCACACACUUCUCUCCAAACCUCCAAGAGGGCAGCCCUGCCCUGCCCCCUCCCUCUGAAGCACGUCUGGAAACCAAAGCCCACUUCCUCUCCGAGCCAUACCUCAGACAUACUCACUCCUCUCCUUUGGUCAAUACCAAGCCAUAUAUGGGAGAAGGCAGAAACUCCAGAGCCAAACUCAGUGAACUGUUGGCUAGACUCAUCUCCUCACAGAAAGGUUACAUCAGUGGGAACUCAACAGUGAACAGCAGAGCCAGCGGUCUCAGUGCUAACCACCUGAUAAAAAACAGAGACUACACCGGGUGGAUGGACUUUGGCCGCCGCAGCGCAGAAGAAAACGAGCACUCCUUGUAGAAAAGUAGUCCCUCCCUACAAGAAAAGAACAAGUCACUGUCUCGUCAUGAGAGUGUAUUUAUUCUGUAUUUGAUGUACAUUUGUUUGUAAACACUAUAUGAUGCAAUAUACAGCAUCUACAGUGACAAG
This is a messenger RNA of Oncorhynchus mykiss (rainbow trout), 584 nucleotides long. It is a transcript of the gene cck-t, whose product is annotated as cholecystokinin (Thr). The record is from RefSeq and is marked provisional. Lineage: Eukaryota; Metazoa; Chordata; Actinopteri; Salmoniformes; Salmonidae. Gene Ontology annotation, molecular function: neuropeptide hormone activity. Gene Ontology annotation, cellular component: extracellular region; axon. Gene Ontology annotation, biological process: digestion.